Messenger RNA from Manis pentadactyla (Chinese pangolin), 5857 nucleotides. It is a transcript of the gene TAS2R42, whose product is annotated as taste 2 receptor member 42. Gene Ontology annotation, cellular component: membrane. The record is from RefSeq and is a predicted model, not a curated record. Gene Ontology annotation, molecular function: G protein-coupled receptor activity. NCBI's taxonomy places the organism in Eukaryota, Metazoa, Chordata, Mammalia, Pholidota, Manidae. Gene Ontology annotation, biological process: detection of chemical stimulus involved in sensory perception of bitter taste; sensory perception of taste; G protein-coupled receptor signaling pathway.
AUUAAUCCAGUAUGUAUUGAUUACAAGCCAAUUAUAUGGCUAAUAAAGCUAAGAUCAUUUCAGACUUUUUAAUAUUCUCCAUAAAGAUUUUGCAUAUUUUUUCUGUGUGUGAUUUAUUCUUAGAUAACUUGAUAUUUGUUGAGGUCAUGAUCAUUUCAUCUUUUAAAAGAAUAUUUCACUUCAACUGUCUGUUGAUGGUAUGAGGAAAUGGAAUGGGUUGUUUUGCACUUAUUUUGUGUCUAGAAACCUUGCUAAAUAAUCAUAUUUUAAGAAUGUAUUGAAGAAUACUUUUGGAUUUGCUAUGGAAUCCAAUCAUAAUCUGUGAAUAAGGGCAGUUUUAUUUUGUGCUUUACAAUGUUACAUCUUUUAUAUCAUUUUCUUGCCCUAUUGUGUGAUUGGUGAAAGCCUCCAAAAAACAGAGUGAGAUGUUUUUUGCUGAUUUGGUCCCAAACUCAAGAGGGAUGAUUUCAAUUUAUCAUUGAUAGGUAUUAUACUUGCCCUAGAUUUUUGCAGAAACUUUUUAUCUGGAAAAAAAAUGUUGCAUUCUGUCCUCAGUUUGCUGCAAACAUUUAUUAUGAAUAGAUGUAGGAUUAUAUCAAACUUUUUUUCCUUCCGGUGUUUUUCCUUUAAUCUGUUAAUGUGUUGAUUACAUUAAUUGGUUUUCUAAUAGUUCAUUAUUGGAGUCUCACUGACUAUGUAACCCAUGGCAGUUUGGCUUCUAUUCAGUUAAACUCUUUUUACGUUAAUACCAGGAAGCAUUGAUUACUCUCUUCUUGAAACGCUCCUUGCUCUUGGUUGCUUUGAACUCUCAUCUCUUGGUUUCCCUUCUCCGUCUGACUGCCUUUUGUCGUUCCUUUGGAUUUGUCACUGUCUGUGUUCCUUGGGGCCCUUGGAGCUCAUCACCUCUUAGGGAACCAAGUGUGUGCUGCUGAACCCCAAAUCUCUGCUUGUAGUCCAGUUCCUUUUCUGAGCUGUAGUCACAAAUAUCCAAGUGCCCACUCCGUCUUUCUGCUUGGAUGACUUCAAAUUAGUCCAAAAUGUUCAAAACAGAAUUCAUCAUCUUCUAACUUUUCUUCUUUCCCCUACUCCUUGCUUCCAAACCUGCUCUCCUUCAGGGAUUUCCUCAGGUCACAGUAUUAAGUGCAUCCAGGUGUAGAAGCAGCAGCCAGAAUGUCAUGCUGGCUUCCCCUCCUUUUCACAGGCCCCAAAUCCAUCACCAAGCCUUACUGAUUCUAUUUCCUAAGUGCUUCUCAUAGCAGUGAAUUUAUUUUCAUCUCUGGACAAUAAUCUAGUGAAAGCUACCAUUCUCCUCUUGAAAAUACUACCAAAUCUCUUUAUCUUAAGCCUUGCUCCAUCCAAUAAAUUUCUUCCUUCCUUCCCUCUAGUGAGCUGGAUUACAUUUGUAAAAAGGUCUGACACAUGGCAGGACUCACAAAAUACAUUCACAUUGAAUAAUAGAUAAAUUAGAUUGUAAAUUUUCUACAGAAAGAAAGUAAAAUAUUUGGAUUCAAAUAAUAUAAUAUUUCAGGUGAGGAGGAAAGUACAAAUCAGUGAAAAAGAUUCUGGCCCAUAUUUGCAUGCUAACAUAUUUGACUUUAACUUUUUAAUCAUUACCAUGAGUGGAAAGUUUCAGUUCAUGCCAAUGAUAAAUGGACACACAAGCUGUUUGGUUGGGAAAUUCGUAGCUCUUUCAAAGAAAUAUAAACAUUUUCAUGAAAGUAUGUCAGACUAUAUACCUUAGUAGAUCUUUCUGGAUUAAGAUCUGCAUUACAAAAAAACAGAAAGAUUUCCUUAGAUAUAUAUGAAACUAUAUCCAACAGCAAGAAGUUCAGCUUAAGACUGAAAUUGCAAUAACAGCAAAGAGGAUAAGGACAAGAAAUGCAUACUAUUCUGCAACAGUUUGGUUAUAAAAUUUAUUAUUGAGACAUAGUAUUUGGAAUUUGGAUUUUUUCUUUUUUUAAUAGAAAAUGUUCCCUGGAUUGGAUGUAAUCUUUGUGAUACUGUCAAUAGUGGAAAUCAUAAUUGAAAUGUUGGGGAAUGUGUAUGGACUGGUAAACUGCUCUGAAUAGGUCAAGAACCAAAAGACCUCUUUCGCUGACCUCAUCCUCACCUGCCUGGCUAUCUCCAGAAUCGGUCAGCUGUUCGUGUCAUUGUUUGAAUCAUUAAUUACGAGAUUGUAUCUACAUUUAUUUUCCACUUACGGACAAGCUAGCAAAACCUGUUACUUUGUUUUGGAGAAUAAUCACUUGACUGCCUGUUGGGCUACCUGCUUAAGCAUUUUUUACCUCCUUAAGAUAGUGGAGAAAUGACUCCACUCACUUUUCCUCUUGCUGAAGGGGAGAAGAAACAGAGCGAUUCUUGUGAUUCUUUAUUUGUUCUUUCUAAGUUUUGACUUUCUAUUGCUAGAAACAUUUAAGGAUCUCUUCUUGAAUGUCUCUGCAGUAGAUGCCAGCAAUCUGACAGCCAUAUUUGGGUGAAAAUAAACUAUCUAUGUCAAAACCGUGGUCAUUCGUAGCUUGACCUGUUUCAUUCCUAUUGUCCUGUCCCUCAUCUCAUUGCUCCUUUUAUCGGUACUUGUAAGAAACAUCAGAGAUUUGCAGCUCAACAACAUGGGCUCAAGGGACUCCAGCACAGAAGCCUAUAAAAAGGCCACGAAAAUGGGGAUGUCUUUUCUUUCCCUCUUCAGGGCUCAUUUUUUCCCCACAUACUUGGCAAAUUGUAUGUUUCUUGUAUUUUGGAACAAGUUUACCAAGUUUGUCAUUUUAGCAGUCUAUGUUUUUCCCUCAGGCUACCCAUUUAUUUUGAUUCUGGGAAACAGCAAGCAGACAGCCUUGAAGGUACUAUGGCAACUUAAAAUCUUGAAAAGAGAACAUCCUUUGCAGCUCCACAGAAAGACUUUCCGGAGUCUUUUCAAAGAUAAUAACCUAAUGGGGGGGCCUUGGAGGAUCAAUUUCAUUUCUCCUGUUUUUUUUUUUUACUGGGUUCCUAAAAAAAUUAGUGAAGUUUUCCCUAGAACACAUUACUUUUGAUGAUAAUUCACAGAUAGUCAACCAAUAUAAUUUUAAAAGUCAUCAUUUUUGUUUAAAACAUUGGUUACCAAUAUUUUAAAGUCUCACAUAUUUUCAAAGAGAAUCUAAAUUAUUUAAUAGCAUAUGCAAAAGAUGUAUGUAAUUGCAACUCCUAGGUGGGGGAAGAGGCAUGCAGCUCUUUAGAAAUAAAGAUAAAUUACAAACUUCAAUAAGGUAAAAGAUCUAUAAAAUAUUUUUCCUCUUUUUGCUUCAUAUGAGAAGGUAUACCCAAUUUACCUUGCUCAAUAUAUGAAUGGCCUCCAUUCCGCUUUCUUGUUUACUGAUGUAUGCUACUAACUUACUGUGAAUAAAUCCACAUACUUGGUGCUUGAGAGCCAUUAGGAUGGUCAAGGAUUUCUAAUGUUUACUGUAGAUCCCUCACUAGGAUAGAAACUAGCAGGGUGCCUGCUCUCAGAUGUAUUGCAAUUAAGCUACUAAGAAUGCCAUAGUUUCUUAUCAUUUGCUGUAGACAUGAAAGAAAGUCCUUUGGCCUUUCCAUUGUCCCAACAGCACUGUUGAGAUUUAUAUUUGUGGGCAGUGGAGGUAGGGAGGAAUUGACUUCAGCUGAAAAAAGAUUCAUGACCUGGCCUGGUGGUAAUCCCGCUGGGGAAUAGGCUAUGAGGUUUUCUUGUAAAAACUGCAAGUUCCCUCGUGCAUAGUAAUACAAGAAGUGCACUGAUGUGACUCAAUCCAACCCAGCUGGUGGGAAUUCCGAGAGCUGUGGCAGGGGUUCUUUUUCCUGGCCUGGUGUCUAGAACCUUCCAAUUUACUCUUCACACUACUUUCCAAGUCAAAGUUUCUGGCAUGUUCCUCUCCUUUUGUUCCUGUAUUCCUAAACUUUCCAUUGCCACCCCUUUAUGUCUCCAUGUAUGUAAGUCCUAUUUUCUUCUUGACUCUAUCAAAUGCUAUUGAUGGUCCACCAGGAAAAGCCCCCAUUAGAAUAGGACUGUAAGAUUUUGUAACAGCAAAUUCAUUUAGGCCUCCUCAGUGCGGUGAUGAGCAGUUUCAAAAUUUGGGAUUACCUUACCUCUACUCCUUCAGGGGAAGGAAAGUGCUGCCUUUCCAUCCUAAGGGAAGCGUCCUUUCCUCUGCCUCCCUCCAUCUUCUUCCUUUCUUUCCCCUACAAAUAGGCCAAACAACUUUAGGAAGCAGCAAGUAUAAAAUACUUGAACUUAUCAAAUCAUAUUGAAAAUUUACAAUCUAAUAUAUGAAGCCUCCAAUAAUUAUAUUUAUAAAAGAUAUUGCCAACUAUUACCUAGGUAAUACUUGUUUGAAAGUUUGAGAAAACAGGAUUAUUCAAAAAAAGAGCUGACUCCCUCAUCAAGCAUAUCUUUAGAGAUAAACUUGAGAUUCAACUGAGGUUUGACCUGUUACUAUGACCUUGGGAAACCUCCUUAAAUCUGUUUCCUUAUCUGAGAAAUGAUGAUGAAAUGUCUUCCUCAUGAGGUACAUGUGAGAAUUAUGGAGAUCAUGUAUGUAGUAACUUUUCAUAGUUCCUGGUAUUAAAAACUCAGUAAAAUAAAAAAAUGAUGUUGAUAGUGACUAUACGUUCUUUUAGCUAAGUAAUGACAGUUUUAUCCUUUCCUAAGAAUAUUUGUUUCCUAGUCCUUAAAUUAUGUGUUACUAUGAUCAUUAUUUCCCUUUUAUAAUUAAACUCUAACACAGUCACCAUUCCCAAGCAUUUUUGUAAUGCUUCAUAGACGUUUUUUUGCUUCUUCAUCUUGAGGGAAUGCUGGAUAAAUCACUAUUCAUGGUGGCCUGAAAAAGCUCAAUUUAUGGGCGGUAGACAAUCUUAAUAGCAGGAGCAAAUGUACCUUUAUUUCCUUUAUUGACUGAUGACUAUAUGUAGAAAACCAACUAAUUUGGCAUUCAUUCAACAGCACUUACUAUCUACUUUGCAUUAGGCAAUGUUCUGGAAUGGGUAUGGAGAAAUAAAUGAAAAACCUUGGGCUUCAUGGAUAUUACCUGGUGGGAUGCCAAGAUGAAUAACAUUACUUGUAAAUUAAAACAGUAAGUGGUUUAGUAGGGGCAAAAAUCUUUUCUCCCCUGGGAAACUAUAUGGAGUGGUAUUUUGUAGGAAGAAAAAUAGAGAUCUAGGUUUAAGAGUAAUUGUGAAGAGUAAGUGGUAAAUCAUGGAGCUUUCACUCAGUUCCUACUAUAUAUUUGUGAAUACUAAGGCUGUAAAAUUGGACAGGAUACAGAGCUUCCAGUCUAUUAGGACUAUAUGAUAAACCGCAGUUGUAAAGUGUCUUAGAUUCUUCAAUGUAAAAGACCAAUCUGAAGAAAAAAGGUUGAGGCAGGCACUUUCAUGUAGCCACCCAAUGGAGCACCCUUGUAUCUCACCACUCCUGGCCUAAGGGCACUCACAUUCUUUUAUGUACAAAUUGGGACUUAAGUGCCCCUAGGGAAUAGUGAUGCUCACCAUUUGCAAGUCCAUUGGCAUUACUGAAUUAUUUCAUCAGUUAAAUUACAGUUCUUCUAUUUUAGGCUAAAUUUAGUUUCUGAGCUCUAUCACAGCAAUACAUAAUUACUAAGAGAAGAGAUCACAGAACCGUUGGAUAUCUAAAAAACACAUCAGAUUAUACACUAUUAGGCAAAAACAAGGGAGCCUAUAAUGGCCUUGGUUGUUACUAACACAGCCCUUAGGUGGAGUACAGGAAAUAAUUUCUGAUCUAGUCAGAGGAAUCUGGGGAAAAUACUUAGUGGUAAAAGUGGCAUCUAGGUUUAGUCUUAAAACACAGGUAUAGUCCACAGGCAGAAAAAAAAAAAGGCAAAAGAAAUUAAAGAUG